Messenger RNA from Scophthalmus maximus (turbot), 2790 nucleotides. Its product is annotated as ATR interacting protein. The record is from RefSeq and is a predicted model, not a curated record. Lineage: Eukaryota; Metazoa; Chordata; Actinopteri; Pleuronectiformes; Scophthalmidae. Gene Ontology annotation, biological process: DNA repair; DNA damage checkpoint signaling. The transcript is spliced from 18 exons. Bases 277 to 2505 code for a protein of 742 amino acids.
ACGCGCACACGCACACGCGUCACUUCACGUCGUUUCACUGUUUAACAAGUAACUUCUCAGUUCAGUGUCGUGCGCAGGCGCAGUGUGAGCGAGGUGCUGCUAUGCGACAUGUGUAUUAUCACGUGUUACCGGAAGUUUAAAACACUGCUGCGUCCGCAGUGAGCUCUGUUAGCAUGCUAAGCUAACUCUCCAUUGGAAACCAAAGGAGUUCUCUGUUAGCUAGCGGCUAACCGGCGACACGGCGGCGGCGGCGGCGGCACCGACCGACCGACCAGGAUGAACUUCCCUCCCACCAAGCGCCCGCGAGGCCUGGACCACGACGUGGUGAUGGCGACGUCGGCGUUCGACGACCCGUUCGGAGACGAUGAGGACUUCACCCAGGACGACCUGGAUGAGAUCGACAUCAUCGCCUCGCAGGCCGUCACCUCGGCCGCCGCAGGACCGGGCAUCGGGUCGGGUCGGCCGUCGUCUCUGAGCAGAGCCACGACGAAGCCGAGCAGACAGAACACGUCUGGGUUCAGCAGCAGCAGCAGCAGCAGAGGGCAUUCUGGGACCGCGGGCAGAGAGCCCGUCGGUGACAGAGAAGAGUCGUACAGUCUGCUGGAGGCUCAGCAGGCCGAGCUGAAGAAGACGCUGAAGGAGCUGGAGGAGCAGAUCGUGUUGAAGAGCGGGGAGAUCCGUGUCCUCAGAGACUCACUGAGAGCAGCUCAGCUGGAGAAAGAGGCUCAGAGACAGAAACAGAUUCUGUUGGAGACUCAGAGGCAGAAGGAGACAAGCGACCGGGAGAAGGAGCUCAACAGGAAGGUUCAGUCUCUUCAGUCUGAGCUGCAGUUUAAAGAAGCGGAGAUCAACGGGAUGAAGAACAAGCUGCUCAGCUCGUCGUCUCCGCUGAACAGAAACAGUCCCAAGGUGCUGAGCUCUCUUGUCCAGGUGCAUCAUGGGAGCGUCAGCAGCUCCUCCUCUCCGGCAGGAAACGGUUUCAUCACCAAGGAGACGUUCGGAGCGCAGGUCCCGACCAGAACGACGCCGGUGAAGACGCCGAUGAAGACGCGGAGAGACGCAGACAGAGGCGGGUCCAACAGCAGACAGGAAGUGACUCGUCCAGACCCCUUUUCGUCUGUCAGACCUGCUCACCUGCAGCACCGAGGUGGCAUCCUGUUGGGGUUGUUACUGCAGCAGCCUCUGUCUCCCAGCAGCCUCAGCCUCUCUCACCUGCUGUCGAUGAGCCUGACAUCCAGUUUGCCGACAGCAGGUUUCCUGCUCCACUCUGAUGCAGUGGCAGCAAGCGUCGGUGAAGGUGUGUCAGCGCCCGGCACCGCCCCGAGUCCGGUCCAGAGCCUGGCUGUGACGGGCCUGAACAUGCUGAGUCAGAGCCGAGCGGCCGGCAACAGCAGCAGCGUCCGGUGUUGUCCCGGAGCCGUCCUCCUGCUGCCUCUACUCGACCUUCACCUGUGUCGACUCUGUCGAGCUCUGGACUCCGCGGCGGCCAGUGUGCUCCCAGCAUGCCGCACUGCUUCCACCGCCGCUGCACCGGGUCGACGCGAAGAGACGGUUAUGUCGGGUUUCAGCGUGGAGGAUACGGGUCUGGCUUCUCUGCGACUCCUCCACCUGCUGCUGGCCCACAGUGACGAGGUGGUGGAGACUGUGUUGUCGCAAGAGAGUCAGAGAGUCACAGACGACAAGACAGAGCCGUCUGCUGCAGACCUGAGUCUCUGCUCCCACAAUGCAUUGCUCCAGUCCGUGUUGCGCCUGUGUGAAGCAGGAGCUUGUGUCAGCAGCAGCAGCAGCAGCAGCUCACGGGGGGAUGAGCUUGUCCUCAACGCCAUGAAGACGCUGUGUGUCCUGAUAGAGAGGACGCCACACACACACACUGACAGGCUGCAGUGUGUGUUGCAGAGGGUGUGUGUGUGUUGGUCAGCAGACAGCAGGUUGCACACGGUCUCAGAGUGUGUGUCCGUCCUCACGUCGAUGUCCGACCACCAGUCGUUGGCUCAGCAGCUCUGCUCUCAGCACGAUGCCUGCAUUUUCCUGAAAUUAUUCCUGUACGUCAGAAACCGACCAGACAAACGGGCAACACACUCAGACUGGAUUAUGCUGGACCUGCAGGUGGUCCGUCUGUUGAGCAGACUCGUGACUCAGAGAGCAGAGAACCUGCACAGCACCUGUCAGUGUCACGCUGAGCUGGUUCAGACGGUGGUAAUCGUGUUCCAUCGUCAGUGGUUGGAUCUUCGUGCGUCUCAGGAGCCGACAAACUCAUCAGCUUCGCCGGCGGCGUCUCUGCUCAGAGAGUGUCUGCUGCUGCUGCACUGGCUGCUGCUGCAUCACGCCGGCUUCUCCGAGAGCUGCAGGCCGCUGCUGCACAUGUACGACCAGGUGAUCCCCGCCGUGAGGGACACGCUGAGGAGGGUCCCCGGGCUGAGCGAGAGUGAGGAGCUGGCAUUGGAGGAAAUCUGCCGCUCGGAGGGCGACGACACGGACGACAUGGAGACUGAGGAAAUUUCCUGACGUGCGACUCGUGGUCGUGUCUCAGAUCAGGGAGAUGCUGCUGCACUUGACGUGAUGGAAAGUCGCUGGAUUCAAAAACAAUAAAAAACACGGAGGUGAGAAGAAACUGAACUCCUGUCGGACACUGUGACUAGAAUUAAUAAUCGUUCCACAAUUAUUCAUGCGACAAAUACUUGAAUGCAAAAACACUUGUUUUCCUCCUGUUCUGCACCAAUAUGAAGAAAAUCACCAGAACUUGUAAAUAACUUCUUCUUUUUUACAAAAUAAAACAUUUAUUAAACAAAA